UCUCUAUCAUUUUCCCUUAACAAUGGCAAACAUUGUUAAGCUUUUGUUCAUCUUGUUCUUGAGUUUCUUCAUCUCAACAAGCUCAAGAAUCAUCACUCCAUCAUCAUCAUCAUCUUCAUCAUCUUCAUCAUCACCAUCAUCAGUGCUCUCCAAUCUCACAUACAUUCCAGGUCCAAUUCAAUCAAAUGGCAAGAACUACACUAGAGUGUGUGAUCCAGAAAGGUUUGCAGACAUGGGUCUAAACAUGAAGGACUUUGCUUACUGUGACAAGUCUCUACCUUACAGUGUCCGUAUCAAGGACUUGAUCGGACGCAUGACGGUGAAGGAGAAGAUCUUGAAUCUCGGCGAUCGAGCUCCCGGCAGUGGCCGUGUAGGCUUACAAAACUAUAACUGGUGGACUGAAGCUCUUCAUGGCAUCUCCGACGUCGGCCAUGCCACUUAUUUCGGUGAUAUCAUCAACAGUGCCACCGUCUUCCCUACACCAAUCCUCACUGUCUCCACUUUCGAUCCCGCUUUGUGGAGACAAAUCGGCCAUACGGUGUCGAUUGAAGGAAGAGCGAUGUAUAAUCUUGGACAUGCAGGAUUGACAGUAUGGAGUCCGAAUAUUAAUAUAGUACGUGAUCCAAGAUGGGGAAGAGCACUUGAAACACCCGGAGAAGAUCCAUUGGCAGUGAGUGUUUAUGCAGUGAAUUAUGUGAGAGGAUUGCAGGAUGUUGAAGGAUUUGAAGUGGUGAAAGAUCCAAAUACUAGGCCUCUUUCUCUUUCAGCUUGUUGUAAGCAUUAUACAGCUUAUGAUGUUGAUCAGUGGUAUCAUGAGAUGUAUAACAGGAAAGAGUUUGAUGCAAGGACAAUGGAGAGAGAUAUGGUUGAAACUUUUAAUAGGCCUUUUGAGAGUUGUGUUAGGGAGGGUGAUGGGAGUAGUAUAAUGUGUUCUUAUAAUAAGAUUAAUGGUGUUCCUGUUUGUGCUAAUCCAAGGUUGAUGUCUCAGACUUUUAGAGGAGAGUGGGAUCUUCAUGGUUAUAUUGUUUCUGAUUGUGAUUCUGUUCAGGUUAUGACUGAGAAUCAUAAGUGGCUUCAUGAUUCUCCUGUUGAUGCUAUUGCUCAAUCUCUCAGUGCUGGAUUGGAUUUGGAUUGUGGAUGCUGUGGAGAGUCAGAUAACUAUUUCCAGAAUUUUGGUGAAAGUGCAAUUCAACAGGGGAGAAUUAGAGAGAAAGAUCUUGAUAAUGCAUUGACAAACUUGUACACAGUGCUGAUGAGAGUUGGGUUUUUUGAUGGAAAUCCAUUGUUUGAUAAACUUGGAUUGAAUGAUAUCUGCAGCAAAGAACACAUUGAGUUAUCAGCCAAAGCAGCAAGAGAAGGGAUUGUUCUUCUUAAGAACAAUGACAACAAUGUGCUUCCUCUUGAUACAAGCAAGUUCAAAAAGAUUGCAUUGAUUGGUCCUCUUGCUAAUGCAACAGAGCCAAUGAGAGGAAACUAUGCAGGAGUCCCAUGCAAAUACAUCACUCCCAUUGAUGGAUUCAAUGCCAGCAAUGUUCAAGUGGAUUAUCAGCAAGGUUGUGCUGAUGUGGGAUGCCAAAACAUCAGUGAUCUCAACUCAGUGCUUGAAUCAGUCAAGAAUGCAGAUGCAACAGUGUUGUUCUUCGGAAACGAUUUAUCAAUCGAAAGAGAAGAGUUUGACAGAGAUGGACUUAAACUCCCUGGAGAACAAGAAAAACUCAUAACCAAAGCUGCAGAAGCUGCUAAAGGUCCUGUUAUUUUAGUGCUUAUGUCUGGUGGUGGUCUUGAUGUUUCAUUUGCAGAAAAACAUCCUAAGAUUGGUGCUAUUCUCUGGGCUGGUUAUCCCGGCGAGCAAGGCGGCCAUGCUAUCGCCGACAUCGUCUUCGGCAAAUACAAUCCAGGAGGGAGACUACCAUUGACAUGGUAUCAUGAUGAUUAUGUUAAGCAAUUGCCAAUGACAUCACUGCAAUUGAGGCCAAACAAAGAGUUUGGAUAUCCAGGAAGAACAUAUAGAUUCUUUGAUGGUCCUGUUGUGUAUCCAUUUGGUCAUGGACUAAGUUACACUCAGUACAAAUACACAGUGAAACCAAAGUUGAGCAGCAUCAAUGUUGGUCUUGAAAAACACCACAAGUGCAAGGAUUUGAGUUUGAAGUCUAAUGCCAAUGUGAUAAGUGAAUGUCCUUCUGCUUUGAUUGAUGAUUUGAAGUGUGAGGAAACAAUUAGUUUCAGUGUGGAGGUGGCAAAUGUUGGGAAGAUGGAUGGAGAUCAUACAGUGAUGGUUUACUCAAAACCACCUGAGUUUGUUGAUGAUGCACCAAUUAAGCAAUUGAUUGGGUUUCAGAAAGUGUUUGUUCCUGCAGGGAAGAAGAAGGUGGUGAAGUUUGAUAUUAAUGCUUGCAAGGCUUUGACUUUGGUUGAGAAGACUGCUUAUAAGGUUUUGGCUGAGGGUCAACACACCAUUGUCAUUGGUUUUGGAGAUGAUGCUGUUUCUUUUCCUUUUGAAGUUGUCUUUAAGAAGUAAAUUAUAAAUACUCUUUAGCACUUUCUUUGUGAUCUUGUCUUUUAUUUUUAUUUUUUUUAUUUUUUUUAAGUUGGUUUAUUUCUUAAUUUGUUUUAGAGUUAGAGUGAGUUUAAUUAGUUCUCAUUCAACACUUGGUUGA
Dioscorea cayenensis subsp. rotundata (Guinea yam) is the source of this 2657-nucleotide messenger RNA. Its product is annotated as beta-xylosidase/alpha-L-arabinofuranosidase 1-like. Gene Ontology annotation, molecular function: xylan 1,4-beta-xylosidase activity; alpha-L-arabinofuranosidase activity. Gene Ontology annotation, cellular component: plant-type cell wall. Lineage: Eukaryota; Viridiplantae; Streptophyta; Magnoliopsida; Dioscoreales; Dioscoreaceae. The record is from RefSeq and is a predicted model, not a curated record. Bases 23 to 2518 code for a protein of 831 amino acids. The transcript is spliced from 4 exons. Gene Ontology annotation, biological process: arabinan catabolic process; xylan catabolic process.